AAAAAAGUGGGAUAAAAAAAAGCUAUUCGGGCGAUUGACAAUUUCCUGAUGGGAGGUUCCGCCUAUCAGUCCCCAAAUCGGACAGGACACUCCGGAGCUGCGAGCAGGCGAUGGACUGAACUCACAGAGCGGCAUCAUUGUGACUCGAACGGUGUAACCUUCCGCCGGGAUUGUGUGCGACUUUUUAUUGGGACUCAUGUCAGUCUCAGGACGCCCAGCUCUCCUCAAACCUGCAGGUAUGAUCCAAAGGAAUGAGGUUGUGCUGUCGGUCCUGCAAGAGCUUCAGGAGGCCACCGAGAACUCCGGCCUGGACGCUGUGACCAGAGUGGCCAUGGAGGUGGAGCGGGUCCUCGCUCCUUUCCAGCUCCCCAAAGCCCCCUGUCAGGACUUUCCCGAGUGGGCACAUGUGGACAAAGCAGCCCAUGCUUUGUACCCUGCUGACGCACCUGGGGGACUCCUGCCGCUGAGCUGCAACGGAGAAGGCAACUUGCUGUUUGAUGCUGUGAGCACACUGCUUGUGGGCAACACCGGACUCAGCUUGGAGCUGCAGGUAAGAACUGUGGUGGAAAUGCUGCUGUGGAAGAGAUACUACUUAUCCGGGAUGAUCGAUUCUAAAAUGAUGCUCCAAGCGGUUCGAUUCAGUCUUAGCGCCGAAGAGUCUGAAGACAUGCUCAACCUGCCCGUGGCCGUCCUGGAGGCCAUCUUUGAUGCAGAUGUUAAAGCGUCCUGCUUCCCUGGCUCCUAUGCCAACAUGUGGCAUGUCUACGCCCUGGCAUCCGUCCUUCAGUUCAACAUCUACUCCAUCUACCCAAUGUUCAACCUCAAGAUCAGGCCCUAUUUCAAUCGACUGAUUCGCCCGAGGACCUGGCCUGAGGACUUAGAGCCACAAACCAUCCACAUAAUGUGGUCCGGGGACAUGCAGUCCGAAGCCUUGUUCAGGCCCAAAUACUUUGUCUCCCUGGUUCAGGCAAGUUGUCUCAUGUGUAGAAGCCCUGAAAGUGAGGAGACGGCGUCUCCGCACAGGAGCGAGGGCCAAGUCAACCAGGAGUCGCAGCUUUCCUACCCAAGUCUGAAGGACAAGUACAACAUCACCAAGAGAACCUUCUAUCGCUGGAAGAGGCAGACGCAGGAACACUGCAAAAAGUCUGCAGCAAGGUAUGAGGCUAAAUACUUUCUCCAGGCCUGCUUCCUGGAAGGCAAGCUCAUCCCUUUGCACCAGUUCAAAGAGUUUUUCCCCGAGAUUUCAAGGUCGUCGUACUACAACUGGAAGCACGAGCUCCUGAAAUUCGGCGGACAGUUCUCGACGUCGUCCUCUGCCGGAGAGAUUAGCCCCGGAGAGAGCACGGAGCAGGAGGUCUGGUCCUCGCCCGAAACCAAGCAAGACGAGUCCGACCACCACGACAACGUGGCCAGCAUGUUCGGCCUUAACCUGGGCAAGCUGGAUGCUGAGAGGGCUCAGAAUGUGCUGCACAUGCAGGAGGCCAAGCGCUGUCUGCAGAACUGCAUUGCCAUGAACACUUCCUUCCCCUUCAGGAUAUUCAAGAGAAACUUCCCGGGAAUUUCACGAUCCACCUAUUACAACUGGAGGAGAGAAGCUCUGCUCUUUAAUCGGGGAUACAAGGGCACCGCGGGGAGCAGCGAAGACAGCUCAGAUGCCGACAAAACUCAGAGCCCAAGAGAUCAGACUUUGGCAGUGCCUGGCCUCACUCACCCACCGGCACCAAGAAUGAGGGUCUGGGGACGGAAGCACAGAAGUUUCACGCUGGCUUAUCUGAGCAAAAAACAGCUCAGAGAAGCCGCGAAGCUGCAGGUUCAGAGGUCCAACUGGUCCUUGACAAAAUUCAAGCUCAAAUUCCCCUCCAUCUCGUUGUGUUUCUAUUGGCUGUGGCGUGGCAGACAAAACCACACGAGGAAGAAGGCGGCGAUCCCCCAGACGGUAGAGGUCAAUGUCCCCGAGAGCAAGGAGAGUAACGCCAGCGAGAUAACGGAGAAGCAGGCCGGGCUCCCAUUUGUCCACAUCCCCCAGUACCGGGAACGUUGCGCUGUGCCUUCCUUUGACGCCCCGCAGUUAACCCACCCCUUCCCCAGGGGGGUGCCCGUGGCUCAGCAGAUGCUUUCAGUGGAUGUUGUUGCUCUCGCCAACUUCAAGGCCAAAGCCAAGCUCUUCCUUCAGCAACGCUUCGAGGAGAAGUCCUUCCCCACGUUCAAAGAAUUCCGAUCCUACUUCCCGUUCACCGCUCGCUCGACGUACUACAUGUGGAAGCGAGCCUUGUACCAUGGGGUGUCACUGGUGCAUGGUUAAACGAGCGAGGGCUUCAAUCAAUCUAAACUACCUAUCAUGUUAAGUCCGUGUUACGUAUAUUAGCUUAACAUCUAAAUCCAUUGCCUUGGAUCAUUCCUACCUCCUCGAUGUUUGCACAUGUGUGAAAAGUUGCCCGUCUGUUUAAACCCUGCAUUUUGUUUAGUCGCUUUUUGUAUGAAGCUGUUUUUAUUCCAUUCUUUUGAACUUUGGGCUUUUUUAUUUUUAUUUUUUAAUAACUUUUUAUUGUUGUGAUUGCAUAUGUUUUGCAUGUAAUAUCUGACCGGAGAACAUUUGCUACAGUUUGGAAAAAUUGUUUUUAUUUCUUUCAAGCUUAAAAAAAGGUUUGAGGCAAGCAGCAGUCUAAUCCUACUUUGAUCUUUUAAGUUACAGGAUGCAAAAAUCCACAGUAAAGCUUAAGGUGAUUACGUUUUUGGUAAUUAAAUGCCAGUUUUUCAGGAAAUCUUCACAUAAAGCUGGGGUUUGUCACACUAGAUUUGCACUGGAAUGAUACCCACCGCAGUACUGAAUGUAUAGUAUGAACCAUUAUGCAAACUCUUGUUAAGUGGUUUCAAUUACUGUUUGAGGGGAAGAAACUUGAAUCUGAAAAUAGAUGUUUUAUUUUUUGACACUGCGUCAUCAUAAAACUACCUAAUUCCCAUGAAGGGGAGAAGAUUUGUCUGCAUAAGCUACUUUUUUUUGUACUGAUCUUUACACAGAUGUCUUCUUUAAAAACACAAAAACAAA
This is a messenger RNA of Fundulus heteroclitus (mummichog), 3046 nucleotides long. It is a transcript of the gene vrtn, whose product is annotated as vertebrae development associated. NCBI's taxonomy places the organism in Eukaryota, Metazoa, Chordata, Actinopteri, Cyprinodontiformes, Fundulidae. The transcript has 3 exons. Bases 197 to 2302 code for a protein of 701 amino acids. The record is from RefSeq and is a predicted model, not a curated record. Gene Ontology annotation, cellular component: chromatin. Gene Ontology annotation, biological process: regulation of transcription by RNA polymerase II.